AUGUCUAGUCUAAAAGUGUUGGACUUAAGAAGGAACAAUUUCACAGGGAGUAUUCCCCCAUUAUGUGCGAAGAGCACUUCUUUGAUUACCAUUGUCUUGAAUGACAAUCAAUUUGAAGGAACUCUGCCUUUAUCGUUGAUCAACUGUAGUAAUUUAGAAGUUUUUGAUAUGGGGAAUAAUGCAAUAAAUGACACAUUUCCAGCUUGGCUAGGAACACUUGAAGAACUGCAGGUCCUAAUACUAAAGUCUAAUUUGUUCCAUGGACCAAUUAGUUCUUGUCAGAGUACACUUUGCUUUCCCGAGUUGCGAAUUUUUGAUCUUUCGCAUAACCAAUUGAGUGGCUCACUUCCAGUAAAACUCUUUGGAAAAUUCAAGGCAAUGAUUAAGUUAGAUGGUGAAGACACAGGAUAG
This is a messenger RNA of Solanum lycopersicum (tomato), 411 nucleotides long. Its product is annotated as receptor-like protein 33. NCBI's taxonomy places the organism in Eukaryota, Viridiplantae, Streptophyta, Magnoliopsida, Solanales, Solanaceae. Gene Ontology annotation, molecular function: protein binding. The record is from RefSeq and is a predicted model, not a curated record.